Tribolium madens (black flour beetle) is the source of this 585-nucleotide messenger RNA. RefSeq lists its product as uncharacterized. NCBI's taxonomy places the organism in Eukaryota, Metazoa, Arthropoda, Insecta, Coleoptera, Tenebrionidae. Bases 67 to 468 code for a protein of 133 amino acids. The record is from RefSeq and is a predicted model, not a curated record. The transcript is spliced from 2 exons.
GUUAUAAAAUGCAAACUUGUCGCUGCAUUUAUUGUCAGUCCAUACACUAUCUCAAACCAAACAAAAAUGAAUUCCAAGAUUACCAUAAUCCUACUAUCAUUGUUUGCCAUUGCCAAAGCCGGACUUGUUGAAGUCCUUCAAGGUCCCAGCAGCAAAACCAAAAUUUUGGGUCCAGACGGCAGUGCUAUUGAUGCGGUAGCUCCGGGAGGCACUGUUGUAACAGAUGGGCAAGCAGUCGUUCCUGCUGCUCCUGCUGUUCUAGCAGCUGAACCGGCGACGGUCGUGGCUGGCCCUGCAGGAUCUAUUGCCACUAGUCACACGUUGGCGGGACCUGCAGUUGUCCCUGCUGUAGCGCCGGUUGUCGCUCCUGCUAUAGCUCCGGUUCUUGUUGCCGAAGGACAUGAAGGCGAAUACAUUCCAGACAAUAGUGAACAACUUUAUGACGAUGGCUCUUAUAAGGGAGAAUAAUUACAGAGUUUUACUAUUCGGCUUAUUUAUGGUUAUUUUAAUGUAGUUAGUGAUGAAACAAUUUUGUUCAAAUUGUAGGUAGUGAAUGUAUGUGCCAAUAAAUUAUUUAUUUUAUAA